Messenger RNA from Aspergillus aculeatinus CBS 121060, 939 nucleotides. Its product is annotated as aliphatic nitrilase. The record is from RefSeq and is a predicted model, not a curated record. NCBI's taxonomy places the organism in Eukaryota, Fungi, Ascomycota, Eurotiomycetes, Eurotiales, Aspergillaceae. Gene Ontology annotation, molecular function: catalytic activity. The coding region runs from base 1 to 939 and encodes 312 amino acids. The transcript has 4 exons.
AUGCCCAGUAACCAGACUGUGGCGGAGAUCGUCGCGGGUUGGGACCUCGAGAACCUGACUGUGGCGGCGGUGCGCGUACCACCGGUCAACUGGCCCCUUCCCAUGAUGAACAAGGAUUGGGAUGGGGUCAAACUUGACCUGAACGGCACCAUCGAGCUGGGGAUCCGUCUGAUCCAACAGGCCGCUGCGGCGAAUGCCCGUGUCAUUCACUUCCCGGAGGUUUGGUUCCCCGGUUAUCCUAAGGGUAUUAUCAACUCCGAUGUCCCGAACCCCUGGUUCGAAUAUCACGUCAAAGAUUAUAUCGAGAACUCCUUGGUGAUCGGCAGCGACAACUGGAACAAAUUGGUGCAGGCGGCGGUUGAUAAUCGCAUCUACGUGCUGCGGCCCUCGGCCCAGGAGCGCGACCUCUGGACGGACGGCAAACUCGACCAGAUCUACGCGGUCAGCACCCCCAUCGGCCGCAUCGGCAUGCUCUCGUGCGGCGAGCAUACUGCUCCCGAGGUCACCUUUAUCAUGCAGUCGCAGACUGAAGACAUCCAUCUUGGCUCGUGGCCUCUCGUCCCGGAUUUCGGCGAUUCCAGCCUGACCUACGAGUCGGCUGAGGUUAUCACGUCCUUGGGCCGGGUUUACGCAAUCCUGGGGGAGGCGAUUGUGGUGCAGGCGGCCAUCGGUACAGCCACCAUCUUCCCUGCAGGGUCUUCGGCAGUCUGGUCCCAGGCUGUGGCCAACGUUUCCUUCGCCGACCAUCCGCUCGUCUACCGCUCGUUCAACGCAAGUGCCUUUACGAAUUCAACUUAUAACGCUGAUGGGGAGGUCUCGUGGGGCACCCUGCAGGCCAUCAAUGAGGGGUUUCCUGAGUAUAUUCCGCAGGUCGAGGGUACGUUGGUGCCCUGGAAGCAGGAUCCCAUUUCCACCUUGCUCAAUGAGUCUGUCGUUUGA